UUGUUUAUUGCAUCGCAGUGCGAUGACAUUCUUUCCAUCGACACCAGAGCCACCUUUCGUGACCCUAGGUCAAAGCUCAGACAAAAGAGUAAUAACACCGGCUGCAACUUUAAAUUGUUUCCAUUUUUCCGUGAUGGCUGAAUGGUAUAAAUUUACGUACACCACCAGUUUUCAGGCACACACUUUUUUUCCAACGUUAACCAGAAGUUGUUUCCAGUUUCUUUUAACACGAAGGUACCCUCUAAUUGUAAAGAAUUUAAAAUUGAAUUCAAAAUCGAAAGAUUGAUAGACUUGUACAAUGGCCUGCAAGUGAAUAUUGACCGUGGGUACAUCCUUCUCCACUUACAUAGCGUGGCCCUGUGGCGAGGCAGUCCAAUGUCUCUGCCACCUAAGUCGCAUUUAUUGAUUCUAUUGCCUUUCUUUGAGCUGCAGCAUUGAUUAUCAUACGAUGGCACUCUUUAAUGUCAUCCUUUUGUAUGUUAGAAAUAAAAGAAUGGGGUUUUUCUGAACCUUUACCAUAAAUCUAAAGUUAUGUUGCACUGUCAGUGUUUCUUGUCUGAUAUCUUAUCUGAGUGCACAUGCCGAUGGCAGCUGCAUUUGGCAAAGGUUUUGGGGAGCAAUAAAACCUCAUCCCCUUAUCUGUAUCAUCAACCCUGAAACAUGAACCGUUUUAUUGUUGCUGCAGUGCUAAAAUAUUGACUGAAGUUUGCAGACCUCAGCGUUCGUGAAUGUGUGUGUACGACUCUAUUUUUGUUCCUUUCUGUAUUAUGUUUAGCAUGUUAUUGUCUUCUUUAUAAAUAAAUUCAAUCCAGAAUAGAUAAGAAAAGAUACUACACUAUGAAAAUUAUCAGUAUUCAAAGAUGCAAGUACGAUACGUAAAAGGUGAAUAACAUGCAAUAUCUGCACGUAUGACACUCUACAGUAGAUAUGUUAUUGGUAAAUUGAUUGGCCAUCUUGCAUUACUUUUGAUAUGUAAAAGCCCUUGUUUGUAACUUCAGGGAAUCUUGAUCGAGAGGAGAUGUAUCCUCUAGCGGUGCUGGUGUUCAUCCACGGCGGCGGUUACACAUCGGGCACGGCAAACGCUUACGACGGGACCGUCCUGGCCAGCCACGGCCUUGUGGUAGUGGUCACCAUCAACUACAGACUGGGGGUUUUUGGUUUUCUGAGUACUGGUGAUAAAAGUGCCCCAGGCAACUAUGGGAUCAUGGAUCAGAUCGCAGCCCUGCAGUGGAUCAGUGACAACAUCGGAGCCUUCAACGGUGACCCCACCAGGAUCACGCUGGUCGGGUUUGGUACCGGGGCUUCUUCCGUCAACCUGCUGACCAUGUCUCCAAAGGCCGCCGGUAGGAGCCCAGGGUUGAGCUUGUUCCGCCGUGCUAUACUUCAGAGCGGAUCGGCUCUAUCUACGUGGUCGAUGGCACAUAGUCCCCGCCACUCCGCCACUAUUCUAGCGGAGAGAGUGGGGUGUUGCCGAGAGGACACCCUCCAGACAGUCCAAUGUCUGCGUACCAAGCCUUACAUUGACUUGCUCAUCAAGGAAGCCACGUUCUCAGGCUCCCCGUUUUACUCCAUGUUCGGCCCUGUUGUUGACGGCACUGUCAUCACUGAUAACCCGAGAAGACUUCUCGGAGGCGACCUGUUCCGUAGUUAUGACCUAAUGCUUGGCAUCGCAGAAAAUGACGGCUAUAAUUACGUUGGGAACUUGUCAGGAAUCAACGACGGUCUGCCGGAAGAUGCGUUCAGAGUCGUCAUCAGUGACUUUGUCAAUCACGUGUUCCCCUAUAGAGAAAAUGAAAUCCAGGACGCCAUCUUGUUUAUCUACACGAACUGGGGAAAUGACAAUAACGAGACAAGACGACGUAGUGUUGUACGUAUGUUCACGGAACAGCAGAUUGCAGUGCCUAUCAUUGACGUGGCCAACACACACUCUAUAAGGAACACGGAAAGCUCGACCUAUUUCUACUGUUUUACGUACAGGGCGGACAACAGUCCGUUUCCGAAGUGGGCAGGGGCAGUGAACGGUGAAGAACUACCGUUUUUAUUUGGCGCUCCUUUGGCACCACUGAAAAUAUUUCAAAAUCAAAAUUUCUCGAAAGCGGAAACGAUGUUGAGUGCUGCCAUCAUGACUUACUGGAGCAACUUUGCCAAAAGUGGAAACCCAGAAGAACCUAAAAACCAGGAAACUACGUUCGUCCACGAGAGACCCAACAGAUACGAGCGGAUCGCCUGGGAACCCUACAGCGUGGACAACUGCAGCACCUGUCAUGAGAACUUUAUGUACCUGGGGAUGAACCCACGGACUUCGCGAGGGUUCCGGUCACAGAGAGUAGCGUUUUGGAUCGAGCUCGUCCCCAAGUUGCUCCGUCCGCAAGCUCUACCGGGAAACAACAAGCUCAACCCGCCACUCACUUCGAACGAAAUGUGUGAGAUUCCUGACCUAGCGCGGACUAUUGCCGGUAGGAACGGCCUCGCAGUUCGCUAUCCAGAUGGAAGAUUAAAGACAUUUGGUGGCAAGUCAGACAAGUCAGACAAGUGUAUCCCCAUACCAUCAACCUCCGCGUCCUCUCCACCGGAUACCGAGCAAGGUCAACCGGGUAUGUUUGACCACUCGCCGCAUGACUGGUCGGACCUUCACGAUACAUCGGGUGACGCGGAGCCCAAGUCAUCGGGACUGAGUGUCGUCAUCGCGGUCGGGGCGACUUUACUGUGUCUGAACCUGGUCGUGCUGGUUGUCUGUUACAAGAGGUCCAGCCGACGUCGCAGGAAAACUGACGAGAUAAUGCAUAGACAGGAGAGGACAAGAUUCAGUGCAUCAGACAUGCAUGGUUUGCUAAAGAUGCCGGAGACCGCACACCGUUACGAACCCAGUCAAAGUGACGAGACGUUAGAAAUGGAGGAACUGACGACAAAGAGCAGCUGCCUGGUGGAACAUGAGGAUAUAGAACACAACAAGACCCGUGUUGUAUAAAGAAUGGGGCUUAUAGACACGUCAUGACCAAUGUUACCACGUACCACAAAGUGGCCUCGCAACGAACAUACAUUACUCCAGUCUUCUUGGUGUAUAUAUAAAGUCGAUGUUCCACGGAAUGAAUUUUGAACUGAAGUUACACUUUGUAUAGUUGAAUGUGUUCGUAUUACAACUUCACUGAACGUUUUUUUAAAGCUAUAAUAA
Molecule: messenger RNA, 3172 nt
Organism: Branchiostoma floridae (Florida lancelet)
Lineage: Eukaryota; Metazoa; Chordata; Leptocardii; Amphioxiformes; Branchiostomatidae
Product: neuroligin-4, X-linked-like
Exons: 5
Coding region: 1019-2968 (649 amino acids)
Biological process (GO): postsynaptic membrane assembly; modulation of chemical synaptic transmission; synaptic vesicle endocytosis
Cellular component (GO): cell surface; synapse
Molecular function (GO): neurexin family protein binding; signaling receptor activity
Source: RefSeq, a predicted model, not a curated record